Messenger RNA from Nomia melanderi (Alkali bee), 931 nucleotides. It is a transcript of the gene RpII15, whose product is annotated as RNA polymerase II subunit RpII15. Gene Ontology annotation, molecular function: zinc ion binding; nucleic acid binding; DNA-directed RNA polymerase activity. Gene Ontology annotation, cellular component: RNA polymerase II, core complex. NCBI's taxonomy places the organism in Eukaryota, Metazoa, Arthropoda, Insecta, Hymenoptera, Halictidae. The record is from RefSeq and is a predicted model, not a curated record. Gene Ontology annotation, biological process: transcription-coupled nucleotide-excision repair; DNA-templated transcription; transcription initiation at RNA polymerase II promoter.
CAUUUUAUAGAUAAAUACUGUCGCAAAGACUCCGUCGUUUUCGACAAACACGUAAUGCGAUAACAAAAUAUUCAAUAAGAGACGAGCCCUAUCCAUUUUUUAGCCGACAACUAUUUUUCCCGCCUAUUUCAUGAUCGUUGUGCUACUCGAAUUAAUAUCAAAAAAGAAAUUUACGUGGAAAAAUAGACACGUUAUGUUACUCACUCGAAGCAGUGUAUUCGAAUUCAUUUCAAGCAGUAAUUACAAAUAUCCUCUCGUGUCAAGAAAAAAUAAACCAAUAAGAAAUUAGUCACGUGACAAGCAAAGUCGCCCUUAUUGUUUUGCACGUCCUAUGCAGGUGUAACGAGUAUACUUGGUAAAUAGAAAUUACGAGCAUGAAUUCUGAUUCUUUUCUAGAAUAAUGUUCCAAAAUCGUUCAUUUGCCCAUCAAGGUUUUAAGUUUGUACGGAUUAACGCAGACCAUAUAUGUACCAUAUAAUAGUUCUCACUCGUAAUUUUUCGUAAAAUUCCAAGUAUGUCGAAAAUAACUGGAUACGAUACGCAUGAUGACGGGCCAGGUUUUGUUGGUAUCAGAUUUUGUCAAGAAUGCAAUAAUAUGUUGUAUCCUAAAGAAGACAAAGAAAACAAAGUACUAAUGUAUGCUUGCAGAAAUUGUGAUUUUAAGCAAUUGGCUGACAGUAAUUGUAUAUACGUGAACAAAAUUAUGCAUGAAAUUGAUGAACUAACACAUAUCGUAGCAGACGUAAUAUCUGAUCCCACUUUACCAAGAACAGAAGAACAUCCGUGUCCUAAAUGUAAUCACAGAGAAGCUGUAUUUUUCCAAGCACAAACGAGACGAGCAGAAGAAGAAAUGAGGUUAUAUUAUGUGUGUACUAAUCAGCAUUGUUCUCAUAGAUGGACAGAAUAAAAUUUAACAAUAUUUUUCUCUCAG